AUGGCUUCCGGCAUUCCCUCUCUGCUUUUCUGUCUGCUUCUUGCUGCUCCUCACCUUGGCAGCUCUUACCACACCAAUGGUGGAAAGCACUUUGUUGUCCGCUCAUCCGAUUGGAGGAGUCCGUCGACCUGCUCGCCCGUCCCUUCUGAUGGAGGACGGCUGCCGGUAAUGCAUCGGCUUAGCCCGUGCGCUCCUGCUUCUGGCGCCGGUGCCGGUUCGGGCCAAAGCAUGCCCUCGAUCAGCGACGCCCUCCGCCUGCGCGCCCUCUUCGGCGAUUCAGGCGACUAUAAAAAGUCCGGGGUGACGAUCCCCUCGAUCGGAACCCCACUCCAGUCUCUUCCGGGCGCAUCAGAGUACCACGUCACCGUCGGCUACGGCACCCCGAUCCCGUGCGGCUCGAGAAACUGCCCGCUGAGCGACUGCUCCGGACCCAGCUGCACGGCAACCCUGAAAAAGAAGGGCGCCGUCGUGCUCAACGCCACCUUCGUCACCGACACGCUCACGGUCUCACGGUCGGUCGCCGUGGACGACUUCAGGUUCGUCUGCUUGGAGACGCGCGGCGCCAGCACGGAGGGCCGCUCGUCGGGAGUCCUCGACCUCAGCCGGGACCCCCACUCGCUGGCGUCGCGGGUCGUUCUCUCGCCGGACACGGUCGCCUUCUCCUACUGCCUGCCCUCGGCCUUCCCCUACUCGGCGGGCUUCCUCUCCUUCGGCGCCACGCGCCCGAACAUAGUGAGCUACGCCACCCUA
Triticum aestivum (bread wheat) is the source of this 750-nucleotide messenger RNA. RefSeq lists its product as uncharacterized. The record is from RefSeq and is a predicted model, not a curated record. The annotation marks the transcript as partial. Gene Ontology annotation, biological process: proteolysis. Lineage: Eukaryota; Viridiplantae; Streptophyta; Magnoliopsida; Poales; Poaceae. The transcript has 3 exons. Gene Ontology annotation, molecular function: aspartic-type endopeptidase activity.